AUGUUGGCCAGCACGGCUCCAUUGCCCUUGCCGCCUGGGGCUCGGAUUGGGUGCCGCCUGCGGUCGCCUGCACACGCUUGCGGACAUACGUAUUGCUUUUCAUGCAGUGAGGGAAGCGUCUGUGCUGGUUGCGUCGAGGGCCGAAGGCAGCAGCGCCGGCAAAGAGUUCCGCUGCAAGCCCAGCCUCCGGAAGCACAGACGCUGCGUUUCGGCGUCGGGGACCGCGUCGAGUGCAACAUUGAUGGCUUUCAGACUGGGACAGUGGUGAAACUCAACUACCACGACCCCGGCUGGCCAGACGAGAGAACGGUACCCUACCAGGUGAGGUUGGACAGUGGUGUGACCAUAUUUGCCACCAAAGAUUGCGAUGAGUGCAUACGCAAAGCUGCAGGAAUACUGGCACGUGGGAAGAUCCCUGUGACUGUGCUGACUGGAUUCCUCGGCGCAGGGAAGACGACCCUGUUGAACUAUAUCUUGCGAACGCAGCAUGGGAAGAAGUACGCCGUCAUUGAGAACGAGUUUGGCGAUGCAGCCAUUGACGAGAUGCUCCUCGAUCAAGGCGUGGGCAAGCAGUCAACGAUGGAGUCUGUGACCGUGCUCGACAAUGGCUGCCUCUGCUGCACAUUGCGUGAUGACUUGGUGGCUGCCAUUCGCAAGAUCAUAUCAACUUUGGAGGAGCGCCUCGAUUCCGAUCCAGACGCGAUGCUCGACGGCAUUAUCAUCGAGACGACUGGCAUGGCGGAUCCUGGACCCGUCUGCAAGACCUUCGGGCUGGACCCCGUCGUGAACCGGUAUUGUGCAAUCGACGGAAUCAUCACAGUUGUGGAUGCAGCACAUUUCCUGAUGCAGCUGGCUCGCGAGCGCCCGGAAGGGGCUGUCAACGAGCCCGCCCAGCAGGUGGCCUUUGCCGACAAGGUGCUGUUGAACAAAGUCGAUGCAGUGAGCCGGGACAAGGCACAAGAGACAAUUACGGCGAUUCGAUCUAUCAAUGCCUUCGCUCCAGUGGUGGAGUGCAGCCUGUCUCUAAAGCCGGAUGCCGUUCCGGUGGAGGAGCUGGUGUCCAUAGAGUCUUUCGACUUGACCCGGCUGCUCACAGUGGAGAGUGAGCAAGGAGAGGUUGACCUGGCAGCGGUGCCAGAGUCGCAUUCGGGUCACGAGCACUCUCAUGACUCGCACUCCCACGGCUGUGAGGAUCCAAACUGCACGGAUCCUUCCCAUGGCGCCCAUCACAGUCACAGUCACGAUGCAGAUUGCUCGGACUCCUCGCAUGACCACCACGACCACCACGACCACCACGACGCCCACGACCAUACCCACGACAGCCACACCCACCACGACACCGACAUCGGAUCCAUGGUUCUGGAGCUGAAGGGUGCCCCGAUGGACAUCCCGCGCUUUAACCAUCUGCUGGACGAGCUGCUGGAGCGCAGCGUGGACCUCUAUCGCUACAAGGGCAUCCUGGCCUGUGCGCAGGGAGGCAAGGUGGUCCGCCUCGUCCUGCAAGGUGUGCACGACAUGCUGGAUCUCUCCUUCUCCGGUGAGUGGCCGUCAGAGCAGUGCCGGCUUUGUUGCAUUACUUGGCCCUUGGAUUGGGAGGGGCCCAGUAGUGAGGGCAGAAUCGACUUGCAGGUGGUCCUCAUUGGGAGAAAGCUCGACAAGACGGCACUGGAACAGCGCUUCCAGGAAUGUGCUCUGCUUCCAGAUGUGGAGGACGAUCCCAAGGAUCUCCGCAAUGUCGGCAACGUAGACGAAGCUCUGGACUCAUCGCAGGUCGUUGCCGACAGCUUGCUUGUGAAAUACAAGCUGGACGAUCGGACUCGCAAAUGGAGGAUCGAGGAGGAGGAAGAGAUAGCUGACGGGGCCUUGUUGUAUGGGAGAUUCUGCAUCGAUGGCAUUCCGCCUCGUCAGGGAGGAACGGUGGGAAAUACCUUGCGAAGAACGCUUUUGCGACAGGACUUGUUUAGAACCUAUGCAGCGGUGGCCUUCCGCUUGCGUUACCGAUCCUACAAUGUGGAUCAAGGGAAAAUCCACGUGUCCCGAGCGCAGCCGGCGCUCCACGAAUUCUCGUCUGUCCCGGGCGUGCAGGAGUCCAUGAUCGAUGUUGUGCGCAGUGUGCAACAGCUGACUGUUGCCAGAGCACCGUGGCAGGCGCCCUCGGACCUUCCGCUGUCUGCCAUGGCAUCUGAACAUCCAGGCGAACCCGACGUCUGGCGCUGGGCCACGCGUCGUUGCGGGCCGUGCCCUGUCAAGGCGCAAGAUCUGGACAUGGUUGACAGCUCUUCCUUCUACGAACAGCCCACCUACUUGCCAAUUGGGCAGCAGCACUUGCUGCAGAUUUCUGCCCCUGCAAUGAUCGAAUUCGAGGUUGAAGCUACGUGCGCCUCGCAGACGGAAUGGGAAAUCUCUGGGGCCUUCGAAGAGUACCGACAGCGCCUGCGCUCUGAUCGGUGGCUUCUGGUGCCUCCCCUGUUCUCGCCUGUGAAGAAGGUGAAUUACAUGGUCACGGCGAGCGACGACGACACGGAGUCGGUACAGCUGGAGGUGUGGACAACGAAGGCAGCCAGGCCCGCCGCCGGCCUCGUCUCCGUCCUCUCAGAGCGUCUGAGUCUAACUCAUCUCAGCCCAAAGAGGCCUCCUCUGAAGUUGCUCUCAUGGCGACGGUACUCAGCGGUGGCAGCUUGUGUGACAUGCUCGAUGAGCAUUGCGACCUCUCUGACAGCUGAUUCGGCGAGUGUCAAGGACCUGUCGUUCUCUGGCCAGUUUCGGCGGCGAGGAGUGGUUUGGGUUCCCCUGGCAUGCCCGUGGCCGGCGCUGGCCACGGAGCUCGAGGGUGCACGGGAGCGCGUGGCCGCGGUGGCUCAGAAGCUGGAAGAGCUGGCCAACACGGAGACCUUUGCCAAGGUGGCUGCCGGAGGAGGUGAUAACAUCAGGCGGGAGCUGGGGACCGUUGGAACGACCUCCCCCUUGUUCGACGCCGAGAAGGCUUUCAAGUCCUUGGCCGAGGAGGUGGAGGAUCCGGAGCUCUACUUUGAAACCUUGGAGAAGCUCAAAGAGGCCGUGAGCAACGCGGAUGCGGAUGCCUACUCGAGUAUUUUCUCCAUGAACUCUGCGGCUGCAACGCCGCCACAGGUUUACACGGAUCGAUCCUUCAAGGACUCCAACUUGCCCUCGAGCCUGGUUCGAACGUCGGCUGCCUCGCUUUUGGCAUCUUUGGUCGGGCGACGGCUGGAGGGAGAUGCCGAUGCUGAAGCGCUGCCCUCAGGCAUCGCGGGUUCCGCCGGUGAUGCCAGCGCAGACAAGGGGCAACUGACAGACCGUCUUGCUGAAGACGGUGAAGCCUAUGAUGAUGGCCAAGACGCCCUCGAUGAGCUGCUCAGCAGUGCCAGCCAAACGGAGGCGGGCAUUAGAGCCAGCGACGAUGACGAAGGCAUGCGAGCCCUGACCGAGGGUUUGUUCGAUCUGUGA
Molecule: messenger RNA, 3465 nt
Organism: Symbiodinium sp. CCMP2592
Lineage: Eukaryota; Dinophyceae; Suessiales; Symbiodiniaceae
Source: the annotation of a GenBank genome assembly